AUGCCACCAAUACCAGCAAGUCGCCUACAACAAUCGUCAUCAGUGAAUACCAAUAUAACUUUAAAUGAUAACAAUCGAGAAAGAAUGUUAGCGAGACUGUUAGUUGUUAUUAAGCGAAUAGUAAAAUUUCUCGUUCACUGUUUGACUUUUAUGUUUGUUGCAUUGCGUGGCUCAAGAAAAAAGUUAAUUCAAUUUCAAUCUGUGAAGUAUUACAACUGUCCUCUUCAACCUCUAUCUGCUCAUCGACUACAUUUUCUGCCGAAGAAAAUCUUAGUAUUAGACUUGGAUGAAACUUUAGUACAUUCUCAUCAUGAUGGUUUCUCACGUAACGGUGCUCUGAAACCAACAGGUCCGCCUGAUUUUAUAGUUCGAGUAGAGAUCGAAAAGCAUCCUGUUCGAUUUUUUGUCUACAAACGACCCCAUGUUGAUUACUUCCUUGAAACAGUGAGUCAAUGGUACGAACUUGUCGUAUUUACUGCGUCGAUGGAAAUCUAUGGCGCAGCAGUGAGUGAUAAACUCGAUAAUAAUCGAAAUAUGCUGGCACGUCGAUAUUUCCGACAGCAUUUGAUCUUUCGCGAAUAUUUAUCUUGGAUAACAGUCCUGUUGCAUAUCGUUGUUGUCCACUCAAUGCCAUUCCGAUUAAAUCAUGGUUUUCCGAUCCAACAGACACUUGUCUCUUGUCGCUACUUCCAUUUCUCGAUGCCUUACGAUUUUGUCAGGACGUAUUCAAUCACUUCUAUUUUACUCGUCAUCAAAACAGAUAAAGAGCGCGAUAGAAUGACAAAAAUUAAUGAUCAAAUGACGUCCUCGGGCCGUGUCAAACAAAUCUGUCAAAAUUUCUUAUUACAUGCCGAUUCUGGUCUGGCACAUCGUUUACAACAAGAAGAAUUUGCUGUACAUUUUGAUCGAAAUCGUACUCAUCGACGUGAAUCUCAAUUGGGAGUUAGAGCAGCUCGUAAUGUUGAACAAGAAGAGAAAAAGGCAUUCAUCGAAGAACAAGUUCAUUUCUGCCAAGAAAAACAAAAGAUGGCGGAAAUCGAUACUGCAUUAGCAAGACAAUUGCAAAAGGAAUUGAAAAUAUCGUCGAGUUCAAAAGAUCAAACCAUGAUCAAUACUCAUUAUCGUUCCCAUGAGAAGAAGAAUUAUCAUGAACAAACUGAUCAACCAGUGACGCAUCCGGAUACGAGUAGCGAUGAACAGUUAGCAAGAAUUUUACAAGAGGAAGAAGAAUUACUAUCGUCCGCUGCUCAUCGGUCACUUUAUCGAUCAGCAUUUGUAUAA
Molecule: messenger RNA, 1281 nt
Organism: Adineta ricciae
Lineage: Eukaryota; Metazoa; Rotifera; Eurotatoria; Adinetida; Adinetidae
Source: the annotation of a GenBank genome assembly